GUUUCUCUUGUAGCCGUUGCAGAGAUGAGAGGCUUGGUGGGCUUGUUGCGACAAGGGCCCAAUAGCAUGUUUGUUUCUGACCCGUUGGGUCCAAUACCCCUGCUCAAACUCGAGGUGGGUGGAAACUCAACACCGAGUUUGUAUCGCAAACGAAAGAAGCUUUGCUGAGACAAGGACUUCGUGAACACGUCUGCUAGCUGCUGUAUUGCCGGAAUGUGUUUCACGACCAGAGAACCAUUUGCGACCUUUUCACGAGCAAAAUGGUAAUGUGUAGCAAAGUGUUUCGACUUGCGGUGGAGAACAGGGUUGGCGGUGAGCUGAACUGCAGAUAGGUUGUCACAGUAUACUUCAGCAGCCGUGUACUGCUUCACACCAAUGCUGUUCAGCAUCCCAACUAUCCACUCAAGCUCAGCAGCUGUAUCAGAGAGUGUUCGAUAUUCAGCUUCUGUAGACGAUCUAGCAACUGAAUCCUGCUUCUUUGCUGACCACGAAAUCAUGUUUGAGCCGAGGAAAGUACAGAAUCCACCAGUGGAGCGUCUUGUGUCUUGACAACCCGCCCAAUCACUGUCACAAUAUGCUCGUAGCUGAGAGUCAGUUUCAGUCUUGAAAGAUAUGCCCAUGUUGAUAGUUCCUUUGACAUAUCGCAAGAUACGCUUGAGCAAGUUGAAGUCAGAGAGUGUCGGCUCAUGCAUCUUCUGACAAACCAAGUUAACAGCAAAAUGUAUAUCUGGACGUGUCAGCGUGAGGUACUGCAGCUUGCCUGCUAAGCUCCUGAAAUAGGUAGGAUUAUCAAAGACCGUGUCUUGAUGUGGGAUUCUGUCAAGUUGCAAAGGAAGAGGCGUGGGCAUAGGCGAACAGUCAAGCAUCCCUGCAGCUUGUAACAGGUCUGAAGCAUACUUUUCUUGAUUGAGGAACAAGCCUUGAGCUGUGAAAUGCGCCUGUAUACCAAGAAAGUAGCUUAACUGACCCAUAUCCUUCAUGCGAAAUUGUCGGUUGAGCUCCACAAGGAGUUGACUGAGCAGAGCAUUGUUGUUUCCUGUCAAUACCAUGUCGUCCACAUAGAGGAGAAGGAAGAGGACAUCUUUUCCUUUCAGAUACACAAACAGGGAAGGAUCUUUAACAUUGCACUGAAAACCGAAUUCAAGAAGGAAUGAACAAAACUUGUCAAACCAAGCUCUCGGUGCUUGUUUAAGACCGUAGAUGGCUUUGCGGAGCAGACAUACAUAGUCAGGAUGAGCCUUAUCUUCGAAUCCUGGAGGCUGCUUCAUGUAGACUGUUUCAGUCAAAUCUCCGUGUAAGAAAGCAUUUUUAACAUCAAGCUGCUUCAUCUCCCAUCUGUUGAUGACAGCAUAGUGAAGUAUGAUCCUUACAGUUGCUGAUCUUACAACUGGACUGUAAGUUUCUAGGAAAUCAACCCCUUCUCUCUGUUCGUUUCCCCUUGCAACUAACCGAGAACGGAGCUUCAGUAGUGUACCAUCCGCGUUCAGUUUAAUUCUGUGAACCCAUCCUGAUCCAAUUGGUUUAACUCCUGGAGGCAAAGGAACAAGACCCCAAGUAUCUGUUUCUUUGCAGUUUGUUAUCUCUUCAGUCAUUGAGCCGUUCCAUCCGGGGUGAUUUAAAGCUUCAGCUGUUGUUCUAGGAAGCUGAGGGAGACCUUUGACUGUGAACAGAGCAUAGCGUGGGUUUGGUUUCAUAACUCCAGCUUUGCCUCUGGUCGUCAUCUUGUGAGAGUUUGUAGGCGGUGGAACAGGAGCAGCUUCCUCUGGAGCAUCAUUGUUAUCUGAUUCUUCAGAUGCUGAACUUGAUUCAGAGACUGAAGACUGUUGUUGAGCCUCUGUUGCAACAUGAACCGGUGUCGGUUGUGGGACUGAGAGAGGCACAUUGACCGUUUGUCCAACUUCAUCAGGAAGAGAAGAAUCCGCAUCAGUAGACGGCGCCACAGGAUUAUACUGCAGACGCCAAGCAGAACCGAGUUUGGAUGUUGCAGGAGGCAAGAGAUGUUUAUAGACGUCAGUAUAAGGGAGCCUUGUCUCAUCAAACAAGACGUGUCUGUUGAUGUAGACACGACCAGUGGGAGGAUGAUAACAGCGGUAACCUUUAUACUUCUCGUUGUAUCCAAGAAAGACACACAAGAGAGUCUUUGGAUCAAACUUGUGCUCAGCGUAAGGUCGAAGAAACGGAUAGCAAGCAGACCCAAAAGCUCUCAAUGCUGUGUAAACCGGAGGUUUUCCAUUCAACAAUUCAAACGGGCUCAGCAUCUUAUCAUUGACUGAGGAAGGAAGCAAAUUGCUGAGGAAGGAAGCCGUGUAGAAUGCUUCUACCCAAAGCUCAUGUGGCAAGUGCGCUUGAUACAUCAUCGACAGUCCUAGUUCAGUUAUGUGUCGAUGUCUUCGUUCAGCUAUUCCGUUCUGUUCUGGAGUGUGUGGACACGACACAAUGUGUUUGAUCCCCGUAGCAGUAAAGUGGUUUGUAAGAGAAUGGUUUAUGAAUUCACCACCUCCAUCUGACUGAAAUAUUGCAAUCUUCUUGUUGUAUUGAUUUUCUACUUGAAGUUGAAAGGCUUUGAAGAUUGUAGAAACUUCAGACUUGUAUUUAAGGGGAUAAAACCAACAAAACCUUGAGUAAUUGUCUAUGAACACAACAUAAUAUCUAAAGCCCUGAACUGAAACAACAGGUGCAGGACCCCAAACAUCACAAUGUAUUCUCUCAAGGACUCUACUUGAACGAAAAACUGAACUUGAAAACGGAAGCCUGCAUGUCUUUCCAACUUGACAUGCUUCACAGAGAUGCUGAGACAGCUUAUUGAAGGAGAUAGCCUUUGUUGUUGAUAGAUGCUUGAGCACUUGAUCAUUUGGAUGCCCGAGCCUCAGAUGCCACACUCUGUAACUUGCUGCUUGUUGUCUUGACGAGUAGAAAGCUCGAAACUGCGAUGCAUCCAGCCGAUACAAGCCCUUAGUUUUGCUUCCCUGACUGAGCACUUUGCGGGUUUGCUUGUCCUUUACACACACAGUUGUAGCAUCAAAUGUAAACUCACAUGGAUAAUCAUCGGUGAGUUUGGACACAGAUAGCAAGGACUUAGUUAUCUCAGGACACACAAGCACAUCAAGAAGAGGAAGAGUACCUGAGCCGGAGUUGAUUGAAGCAGAACCCACGUGUGUUAUCGGCAGAAAGUCACCAUUCCCCACCAUGACUUGAUCGUUUCCAGUGUACUCAUGAGCUUCAUCAAGGUGUUGAGGAGUGCUUGUCACAUGGUGAGAAGAGCCACUGUCAGGAUACCACUCUGCACCAUUAGGUCGCUGGUUUGCUGCAGAAGUGAGAACGUUGGCUUGAGGAGGAGGAUCGUUUGGAGUAAAGCUUUCAUCAAACCUCCAGUGGCAUCUGUAAGCAGCAUGACCAUACUUGCCACAGAUCUGACAAGUUGGACGCUGACCUCCAGUGUUUCUGUUGGGAGGCUGACCGAACUGCUGCGGAAAGCCUCUGCCUUGUGUUGUGUAAGAGCCACGUCCUCUCUGUCCUCCUCGGUUAUGUCCUCUUCCACGUCCUGAGUAACCUCCUCUGUUCGCAUAGUACGCUUGGUGAGGAGUUGCUUCAGGAGCUUGCUCGUACGACUGCAGCUUAUCGUCAAAACCGGUGAGUUUGUGAACAACAUCUUCAAAGCAGGGACCUGGAAGUGUAUCCAUUGAAUGCUCAAUAACGGUACAGACAGCUUCAUAUUCUUUGUCGAGGCCGUUGAGAACGCCAUAGAUCUUCUCAUUUUCCGUGAGAGGUGAACCAAUGGAGUCUAACUGGUCACAGAGAGACUUAAUCUCAGAAAGGUAGGUCGCCAUGGUCUUGUUUCCUUUCUUCAUGGUCUGAACGCGUCGGUGAAGAUCCAUCCUUCGAGAGGCGGAUACACGGUUGUACUUCUUUGCUAACGCCAUCCAGACAUCAUGAGAGGUGUGGAGACCAUAGACAGACUUCAGAGCUUCUUCGGUUAGGGUACCGUAGAGCCACGCAAGAAUAAGUUGGUCCUUUUGGAUCCACUUGUUGAACUCCGGAUUCACCGCUUGUGUUUCUUCUUCUCCAGCAAGAACGGUGAUCGUUGGAGCAGGGCGAGGCUGAUCUCCGGUGACAUAGCCUAAAAGCGCUUGGCUUGAAAGGAACUGCUCGAACUGUAAUUUCCAAAGAAGGUAGUUUCCUUCUUUGAGCUUCAAAGUAACAACGUGAGUGAGGGUAAGGGCUGUAACUGCGACGGUGUCUUGAUUCCCAUCCAUCGUCUGAGCUCUGAUACCAUAAAGGUAGCAGAGAACUUGAGAGAAAUGUGUUUCUUUUACUGAAGUUUAUUCAUUUCAACUUGAUUACAACUAAGGCCAUAGCCUUUCUUUUAUAGAGAUAAGAAGAACAAUCUAGAGACGUCACAGCUGUCUUGACAGCUCAUUCACAGUCAUCAAGAAGAGCGUCAAAACGGUUGAGCAAAGGAAGGUGUGACUCGCGCUGUGCCGUACUCCCUCUCACUCUGUUUUGUCUUGUUUCUCUUGUAGCCGUUGCAGAGAUGAGAGGCUUGGUGGGCUUGUUGCGACAAGGGCCCAAUAGCAUGUUUGUUUCUGAUCCGUUGGGUCCAAUAGAAGGUUCCUUUUACGCGCAAGACUUCUUCCAAGCGCGGCCCAGUGACUUCCUCAUUUGUAGCUACCCAAAGUCAGGGUCUACUUGGCUCAAGUCACUAACAUUCACGAUAGCCAAUCGAUCUCGCUUCGACGAUUCCACGAACCCUCUCUUAAAACACAACCCUCAUGAGCUUAUUCCUUUCAUUGAGAUCCAGUUCCCUCAGUUCCCUAACAUUGAUGUUCUCCAAGACAAAAGGAACCAUCUUUUUUCAACCCAUAUGCCACACGAUUUCUUACCCGAUUCGGUUGUGAAGUCGGGUUGUAAGAUGGUUUACAUCUGGAGAGACCCAAAGGACACUUUCAUCUCCAGGUGGAGUUUCUUCCAAAAGCAAAGGUUUGAACAUGGCCCGCUCAAUAGUCUUGAGGAGUGUUUUGAUAUGUUCUGUAAAGGUUUUUGUGCGUACGGUCCUUAUCUUGAUCAUGUCCUGGGAUAUUGGAAAGCUCACCAAGAGAAUCCAGAUAAGAUUUUGUUCCUCAAGUACGAGACUGUGAGAGCUGAUCCUUUGCCUUAUGUGAAGAGAUUGGUUGAGUUCAUGGGUUAUGGAUUCACAGCUGAGGAAGAGAAGAGUGGGGUUGUUGAGAAAGUUGUGAAUCUUUGCAGCUUCGAGACAAUGAAGAAUCUUGAAGCUAACAAAGGAGAUAAGGAGAGAGAAGAUCAUCCUUCUCCUUAUACAAAUAGCGCGUAUUUCAGGAAAGGAAAAACCGUAGAUUGGGUGAAUUAUCUGACUCGAGACAUGGCAGCUCGUAUGGAUGGAAUAAUGGAAGAGAAAUUCAAGGGUACUGGUUUGCUUGAAAAUGGUAAAUGAGCUAGUUCUUGUUCGCGGGAAAUGAUCGGUCCUUGUUUAAAGCAUGCUAGAUAUCGCAAGGGUAUUAAUUUUCUGUUUUAGUUUUUAUUUAUUUAUACUAAUCAUGUAUUUGUAAUACUUGAUCGUUUUACAUUGACUACGUUAGAGAUGUGUAUUUGGAGACCCACUAAUUCGAUUAAAAUCUAUUUGAGUUUGA
Molecule: messenger RNA, 5645 nt
Organism: Raphanus sativus (radish)
Lineage: Eukaryota; Viridiplantae; Streptophyta; Magnoliopsida; Brassicales; Brassicaceae
Product: cytosolic sulfotransferase 18-like
Exons: 1
Coding region: 4532-5449 (305 amino acids)
Biological process (GO): sulfation
Cellular component (GO): cytoplasm
Molecular function (GO): aromatic desulfoglucosinolate sulfotransferase activity
Source: RefSeq, a predicted model, not a curated record